Colletotrichum navitas is the source of this 709-nucleotide messenger RNA. Its product is annotated as glycosyl hydrolase family 71-domain-containing protein. Gene Ontology annotation, molecular function: glucan endo-1,3-alpha-glucosidase activity. The transcript has a single exon. NCBI's taxonomy places the organism in Eukaryota, Fungi, Ascomycota, Sordariomycetes, Glomerellales, Glomerellaceae. Bases 69 to 488 code for a protein of 139 amino acids. The record is from RefSeq and is a predicted model, not a curated record.
CUUUCAGACGCUUUGGUGACUACACCGUUCGCUCGUUCGACCAUUGGCUGCGUUCCUUUCCAUCUUUUAUGGAACACAUUGACACACACUCUCUUGGACAUCAAAUUCCUCAAUCCUAUCUGAAAGACUUGGCCACAGAAUCUAGGAAGAUGACUGCCAUUUUCUUCGCCCUAUGGACUCUUCCGUUUUGUAUUAUGCAAGUGGAUGCAAAGGCUGUCUUUGCUCAUUUCAUGGUGAGAUCAUCAGUUCAGAUACUAAAAGCCAAUUACUCAUCAUCACGGGUUGGGAACACUGAGAACUAUGCGAUGAAAGACUUUGAAUACGAUGUCUCGCUGGCUCAACAAGCGCAUAUUGAUGGGUUUGCCCUCAACAUAGCCUAUAGAGAGGCCACCAACGCAGGAAGCGUCAACAUGAUGUUUAAUGCAGCCCAGACGGCCAGGUUCAAGCUCAUCUUAUUUGACUACGCCGACUGGGGUCCCUGGCCUUAGCAAAAUGUCAUUAAUAUAUUAAACGUCUACUUAGAUAGCCUGGCCUACUUUUAACAUUCAACUGGUCAGCCCUUAGUUUCUACCUUUAAAGGCCCUAGACAGUCUAAGGACUAGGUCUAUAUAAAAGAGCAAACUAAUGCCUUCUUUAUACCCUCCUGGUCUUCACUUAGCGCCAAGCGCACAAUAAAGAAGAAUAUUACUAACAGACUCUUUACCUAGGG